ACUUGGCUGGAUAUCCUCAUCUCCCCCUCCUCUCUCUCUCUCUCUAGGAUCCCCUCCCUCUCCUCUCUCUCUCUCAUUUCCGCCAAUGAAGGGGACCAAGCCCGCGCCCAACCUCAUAGCCCUCAACAACUCCCAUUCCCUUAGAUGACUCCAGUCAUCAUCUCCGCCGCCACCGCCAUAAUAAUCACCCUCCUCGCCAUCACCCUCUCUCCAGCCCAUGCCCUAGGCGGGUCCGCCACAACCCUCGCCGUCAUCUACAGCUCCGCCACCGUCUGCGGCAUCCUCGCCCAACAACAAACCCAGCGAAUCCAAUGCUGGCAGCCCAACUUAAACGCCCAACAACCCAUCACUCUCUCUCCAAACACCACGUCCUUCGACUACAUCGCCGGCGGCCGGAACACCCUCUGCGGCGUCAGGUCCGGCGGCGCCAGCCUCCUCUGCUGGGACUCCAACUUCACCCCAAAAAGAAUCUACAACAACGACACGGCGCCGUUACAGGACCUCACAAUGGGCGACGACCAAAUUUGCGCCCUCACAAACACUAGAACCGUCAAGUGCUGGAGAGGAGGAGCUAGAAACUCUGCUCAAUUCCCUAAUGGGUCUGCUCAAUUUCAGUCAAUCUCAUCUGGGUCAGGGUUUGCUUGCGGAGUCUUGAUGAAUAACAACAGGGUUACCUGUUGGGGUAGCAAUUCAACAAUGGCGAGUUUUAUUCAAGCCCAGUUCGUUAAUUUAUCCAUGUCGAGUGUUUUUGUUGGAGUCAGUAGUGCUUGUGGGUUGAAUCUCUCUGGGUUUGUGAUCUGUAAAGGAAGUAACGAUUCUGGUCAAUUGCAAGUUCCAUCCAAUUCGGCUUUCGAGUACUCUGGUUUGGCACUCGGGGCUAAUCAUGUUUGCGCAACUCGUAGAUUGAACGGUACGGUCAUUUGUUGGGGUGCCAGUGGAAAGUUUUCAAGUAAUUCAACAGAGGGGGUCUCGUUCGAAUCGAUCGUGGCAGGAUUUAAUUUCACCUGUGGAUUGACUACGAGUAAUUUUUCGGUCAUUUGUUGGGGGCCUGGCUGGCCUAGUGAUUCAACUUCAGGGCUUAGUCUUCCAUUACCCAAAAUACUCCCAGGGCCAUGUGUUGAGUCCAAUUGCAGUGAUUGUGGUAUAUACCCUGAGUCUCAAAGCCUCUGUUCUGGUUCUGGCAAUAUAUGUAAACCUUGUGGUAUAAAAAUUCCAAUUCCAGUUCCACCGCCACCAUUCCCACCACCACCAGCUGUCACUCCCACUCCAUCACGUCCAUCUAGGGCUCUGAGAAAGGGUUUAUUAGCUUUCGCGAUCGUGGGAUCGGUCGGAGCCUUUUCGGGUUUUUGCACCAUAAUUUACUGCUUGUGGACGGGCGUUUGUUGUGGGAAAAAGAAGAUUCACAACUCGGUGCAACCAACUGUCACUCGGUCCAACUCGGUUCCCGGCGGCGGCCAGCCGUCGAGUCCCAGCCCCGUUUCCAGGUCCUCCACCAUCCGGCGUCAGGGGUCGAGAAUAAUGCGGCGGCAGAGGAGCGGAACCUCCUCCAAGCACACCGAGAGGGCCGAAGAGUUCUCCUUCAACGACCUGGCGGCCGCCUCGGACAACUUCUCCCCGGCGAACAAGCUCGGCGCCGGCAGCUUUGGUAUAGUUUACAGAGGGAAAUUAUGGGACGGGCGGGAAGUGGCCAUUAAGAGGGGAGAAACAGGGACGAAAACCAAGAAAUUUCAAGAGAAGGAGAGCGCUUUCGAUUCCGAAAUAGCGUUUUUGUCUAGGCUUCAUCACAAACACUUGGUAAGCCUUGUUGGGUAUUGCGAGGACAGAGAUGAGAGGCUUUUGGUUUACGAGUACAUGAAAAAUGGAGCAUUGUAUGAUCAUUUACACGACAAAAACAACGUCGAAAAGAGUAGCAGCGUGUUGAAUUCAUGGAAAAUGAGGAUCAAAAUCGCCCUAGACGCGGCUCGUGGGAUCGAGUACCUCCACAACUACGCGGUUCCACCGAUCAUCCAUCGCGAUAUAAAGUCCUCUAACAUUUUGCUUGAUUCGAAUUGGACUGCUAGAGUGUCUGAUUUCGGGUUAUCGUUAAUGGGUUCGGAGUCCGAUAGGGGUUUCAGACCGGCAAAGGCGGCCGGGACGGUCGGGUACAUCGAUCCGGAGUACUACGGGCUAAACGUGCUGACGGCGAAGAGCGAUGUGUAUGGACUCGGGGUGGUGUUGCUUGAGCUCUUGACGGGAAAGCGGGCGAUAUUCCGGAGCGGUGGAAGCGGGGGAGAGCCGACGAGGGUGGUGGAUUACGCGGUUCCGGCGAUUCAGGAGGGAGAAAUGGGGAGGGUGUUGGACCCGAGGGUGGGGCCGCCAGAGGUUAGCGAGGCGGAAGCGGUGGAGCUGGUGGGGUACACGGCGUUGCAUUGUGUGAAUAUGGAGGGGAAAGAUAGGCCAAGCAUGAGUGAUAUUGUGGCUAAUUUGGAGAGAGCAUUGGAUCUUUGUGGUGAUAGCCAUGGCAGCAUCUCCAGUGGUCCAAUCUCCAUUGCUUCAGAGUGAAAGGGAAACAAAAUGCAAAAUUUGAUUUUUGAUAUUCUUCUUCUUCUACUACUUUUUUUUUGGUUUUGUCAUUUUUUGUUGGCUAAUUUAUUUUGGAUAUAGUUUUGG
This is a messenger RNA of Rhododendron vialii, 2649 nucleotides long. Its product is annotated as putative serine/threonine-protein kinase-like protein CCR3. NCBI's taxonomy places the organism in Eukaryota, Viridiplantae, Streptophyta, Magnoliopsida, Ericales, Ericaceae. The coding region runs from base 145 to 2541 and encodes 798 amino acids. The record is from RefSeq and is a predicted model, not a curated record. Gene Ontology annotation, biological process: protein phosphorylation. The transcript has a single exon. Gene Ontology annotation, molecular function: ATP binding; protein serine/threonine kinase activity.